This is a messenger RNA of Dichotomopilus funicola, 1593 nucleotides long. Its product is annotated as platelet-activating factor acetylhydrolase, isoform II-domain-containing protein. Gene Ontology annotation, molecular function: 1-alkyl-2-acetylglycerophosphocholine esterase activity. NCBI's taxonomy places the organism in Eukaryota, Fungi, Ascomycota, Sordariomycetes, Sordariales, Chaetomiaceae. The record is from RefSeq and is a predicted model, not a curated record. The coding region runs from base 1 to 1593 and encodes 530 amino acids. The transcript has a single exon.
AUGAAGCCCACAGUUAACGAACAAAGUCGAGACAAGCCUCUCCCAACAUCGAGGCUACGAUACUUCUUCCCCAUCAUACGACUUAUCGGGGUGUUCUUUGCAUCGCUCUACGCACUCUAUACCUACGUCUUCCCGAAGCCUCUGCUUGCCCGUCCUCUCCCACAGCACACCGGGCCGUAUGCGGUAGGGGCUAUUGAUAUCGAGGCCCCGGUUUCACCGCCACGAACCAUCCACGAGGCUCGACUCAAGGCAAGCGGAGAAAACGUGUUUGAGCUGGAGACAGUCCUGUUCACGCUCUACUAUCCAGCAUCCCCUCCAUCACCCGAUGCAAAGCGUCACACAUGGGUACCUGAGCCGGUGUCACUGCGGGCUCAGGGGUACGCAAAGGCGGCACAUCUCAGCAACUGGUUCACCAAUACGCUGUUCACAAAGGUCAUCAAUGCCAUUGUGGGCGAUAUCACCAUCCCAGCCGCUGUGGACGUCCCACUUGCCACUCCAUUGCCACGGAGUCAACUAGCCGAGGGUGAUGAGCAGCAAGUCCCAACAAAAGAAAACACGCCGAACGACCAAGACCGCGGCUUCCCAGUCAUCAUCUUCUCCCACGGCACCGUGUCCGCCCGAACAGACUACUCCCACUUCGCAGGAGAACUCGCCGCUCGCGGCCACGUCGUGGUUAUGCUUGAACACCGCGACGGGUCCUCCCCCGGCACCAUCAUCCGCCCUCCAAACCGGCCCCCCCGCACCCGUCUCCUCUUCGACAUUUCCGAAGUCGAACUCCCCAACAGCCCCCACCCCCUCACCCUCGAAGAAUUCCACACCGCCCAACUCGCCUUCCGCGAAGCCGAAAUCUCCGAAGCCGUCCGCAUCCUCAACCUCAUCAACACCGGCCACGGCCCCGAACUCCUCUCCACCAACCCCUUCACCGAAGGCGCCACCCUAUCCGACUGGACCUCCCGCCUCAACACCAAUUCCAUGAUCAUCGCGGGCCACAGCUACGGCGCCACCACCGCCCUGCAAACCCUCCGCAACGGACCCAGCCCGGCCCUCCCCUUCCACGGCGCCUUCAUCCUCGACCCGGGCAAACAAUCCGGCCCACUCAACAGCGACGUCCACGUCCCCCUUCUAAUAAUCCACAGCAACACCUGGAGCCGCAAGGGCCGCAGUCUGUUCUACGGCCGUGCACACUUUGAUACCGUGAAAGAUAUCGUAACCGCCAACAAUGCCCGGGGUAACGCCAGCUGGUUCAUGACCUCGCUGGGUACCUCACACCCGUCAGUGACAGAUGCACCGUUGCUGGAACCGUGGCUGUUGAGUUUUACGACAGGCGCGACGAUUGAUGUGUAUCAGGGGUUGAGGCAGUAUGUGCAUGUGGCGGAGGACUUUUUCGGGUUUUUGGCCGGCGAGGGGAUGAGGGGGCUGUUGGUGGAGAAGGCGGAGUUUCCGGAGUUUGAUGAGGGGGCUGCGUUGGGGUUGGGGAAGCCAGGGCAGGGUGGGAAGAAGGGGGUGUGGGAGAGGGUGAAGAUGGCGGGGGAGGAUUGGAGGAGGUAUUGGCAGAUUCAUGUUUCGGUUGUGGGGAAUGCUGAGAAGGAGUGA